UGCAGAGACCCACUGAGGAAAUUCCCAGUGCGCGUGCAGGAUAAAGCGGGAAUGGAUCUCACGCACAAACCUUCGUUCACAUUGAUGUCGGUGGAAUAUUAAAAUAAAAUCAGAAAAAUGACGCAAUAUGCUCUAGGAGUCCACCUGCAGAUUCUGCUGGCAGUGGGUCUGGGAGUGUUCUGCUUCUGCCUGGUGCUGGGCUGUCUACUGUGUUGGCGGAGAGGGAAGUAUCAUCCACCAGAGGACAAAGAGGCUCCACUGUCCCCUUCCUCAGGCACGUGUGAACGGGUCACCGUGACCCUGACCCCCUCCUCUGGCACCUUACCCAUCAAGCAGCAGUAUGAGGAGCUAGACGGGGAUGUCCUGGACCUCCCCUCCCACAAUAGCAGCUCCUGCCCCUCUGAGAAUGACCUCACCACCCUGCCCUUUGAACCUUGCCCCCGGUCGUCCUCCUCUGAGCUGAGGUCCUCCCCCAGGUCCUGCUUCCCCAUGCGUCGCCUCAGCACCCCGGUUGUGUCCUCCUCCUCCCACUACAAGCCUUCAGGCCAUGGCCGCGCCUCCCUGCCCUCCAUCCCCAAACUGGGCCUAGUCUCCAAGACCCGUCGGGCGCUGGAACGCCGCUACUCCGUGAACGGUGACAACUUCCUGUACAGCGAACAGAGCCGCCUGACCAGCCCUCGCAGUGCCAUGCACCCUCCUGGCCCUCAGAGGGAGCUGUCCCAGCCACAGUAUGGCUCCAGCUCCAGCUCCCUAUCCAUCCCCACCAAGCCUGCUCCUCUCCUACACUUCUCCCUACUCUUUUCCCCGGCACGGGGCACUCUGACCACCAACAUCAUGGGCCUGCCUGGGGCGGCACGGCGGCGCAGUGGGGUGUUCGUACGAGCCAGCCUGCCCCCGCUCUGCCCCUCACCCCAGCAGGGGGCAUCUCGGCGGCCCAGCCUCAGCCCAGAGAUACAGUGCCAGAGCCUUGUGCUACAGGUGGGCUCUGUGGAAGAGCUCCGCGCCUGCACCCUCCGGCUGGCUGUGUUCAGCAGGGACUUCUCAGGCCUGAGAGAGACAGCGCUGGGAGAGCUGGAGAUGCCUUGUGGGGAGAUGGACUGGGAGCCCGACAUAACUGUCACCUACACCAGGGAGCUCACCCCCACCAGGAGUAGGCUGAAAAGGAGUAUGAGUUCCCAGGAGACGUUGGGUCGUAGGAAGAGUUCGCUCGGUGCUGCUCCACGGGCCCUGGGUCAGCUCUUCAUUCUGCUGCAGUACCAGACACUGGCCCACCGCAUCAAGGUGAUGGUCCGCAAGGCUGAGAACCUGGCCAAACUCUCCCGGAUGCCAGGAGCAGCAGAUCACUACGUAGUCAUCAACCUGCGUCAGGAUGGGAAGGUGAUCAGUACGAAGGAGACCAAAGGGGCGGGGGGACACAACGCCGUGUGGAACGCUCCCUUUCUCUUUGACCUGCCUGUUGGUGACAUCACUCAGCUGCCUCUUGCUCUGGAGUUCAUCAUCAUGCAGGGGCGGCUCUACACGAAGAGCAGCAUGCUGGGCCGUGUGUUGAUUGGCUGCGAGGCCCCAGAGGCAGGACAGGGACACUGGAGGGACAUGUGCAGUCAGGGACAGGUGGAGACAGCGUACUGGCACCCCAUCGCACCAGAAGUCGUUUAGGACUUUAUAGCUGACCUUAUGGAGGUGUCAGGAGGGUCAGGACGUUGCUGGAGAGAGGACAGGUGAUAGAGGGCUUGCCAGACUAAUGGGACACGCACAAAGGACGAACAGCAAAUGGACUAUCGGUGAUGGUACCUGAAAACAUAUUGUGACGUCAUUGCUUUUAGACUUGUAGUAUCUGAUACUUACUGUUCCACACUGCCCUAACAGUGAGAUACAGGCCACAGGACUGACUGCCACUACGGCUGUAUGAUACCAGUUGCAUGGAUUUGUGUUAUGUGUUGGUGCUGUUUGUAUCAUAGAGGACAAUCUGUCAGUCCCACACAUCUUUAAAGCUGGAAUCCUUCAUUGAAACUACAGCAAAGCGGCUGCCCCACCUGUGUUUUGGUAAAAAGCUGGGGGAUGAGCUUGGAGAAAGAUAAUCACUCUCAAAUUCAUAGCCAGGACUGAACAUCCAUGAUAUCAAAAUUAUAGUUUUAACCAUGUUUUUCAGGCUAUACAGUGUUUGUUUGCAUUUACAUCGUUGACAAACGUUGGAGUUAAACAAGCUUGUAUUUUGGGUUCUGAUGGAGUAGGACUGUUUAAAUAAGCUCAUGGGGCAUUUACAAGUUAUAUUUUUCAAGAAUCAAUGGGUAUACUGUAUCAUUAAUUCCAAAGUCCAAAGAUGGGUGUAGCAACUAAGGAUUCCAGCUUUAAUGACCAUUGUCUGAAUUCUUAAGUCAUGGCCAAAACACAGUCAUGGCCAAGUCAUGGCCAAAACACUUCUUGAGUCAUGGCCAAAACACUUCUAAUCGUGGUUUAUUGUGACGUUCUGUGUCAGUAUUUGUCCUCAGCAUUGAUCUCUGCUUGCUUUGUUUGUGUUUUUCUCUUGUGGUACUUGUGGUCUGUGCUACUUGCAUGAUUGGGACCUUUGCCAGACAUUAGCGUGAUUGAAAAAGUGAUCAUCAUGCGCCAUACUCAUGAAGACAGGAGUCUGAAAAGCCAUUUGCGUACAUCAAUCAGCCAACAAUUGAUGACUGUAACUGUGUAGGCAUUCCUUUUAAGGGACUUAUAGUGUACACAUUAUGUCAUGGGACUUUCAUUUAUUUUAAUCAGCAUUGAUAAAUGGAAUGCCUGUCUUGUAUUGCUAAAACUCCAUAUUUAUGCUUUUUAACAGAGAAAGCUCUCACAGUUGACAUGUGUCUCUGAAUGAUAUUGAUGUGAUGAAGAUACCAUAUGUUCUGUCAUAUUUAUAGAUAGUAUAUGUUCCAUGCACUAGAAUAUUACAUGCACCUAUUACAAACAAAAUACCACAGUUGACUACUGGAGUAAAAUGCCUGAUAUGGAAAGACUUGUAGAACUCAAUCUUCAGUCGUUGUUUCUUAUGUAGUGCUGAUGGCAUGUCUUUUGAUGGUUAUAAAUAUCCAUAUGUAGCAAUGUUGCUGCCGUCCCUCUCCUUGCUCCAACCUGGGCUCAAACAAGGGACCCUCUGAACACAUCAACAACUGCCUCGCACAAAGCAUUGUUAGCUAUCGCUCCAAAAAAGCCAUGACGUUUGCAGAGAAAGGGAAACAACUACUUCAAGGUCUCAGAGUGAGUGACGUCACCGAUUGAAAUGCUACUGGAGUGCAUCGCUAACUAGCUCGCCGUUUCACACUGGUUACACAUAGAUUGAGUUUAAAGAGCAAAGAUGAUGUAAUCCAACACCUAGGGUGCUCUUACGUCAUGAUUGACGGUUGUUCAGAGAGACAUCACAAUGUGUAAAUAAAUGUGGGAUAUUUUUGUAUCUCUGAGGAUUAGUCAGCAGAAAAGAGAUUUUCUCUCUUAAUUCCCUGCAUAAAACUAACCCAAUUAGUUGGUCAGCUCUGCUGCCCUUUCUACUACAGUACGUACGACCCCCACACUGUCGUAGUUCCGGAUAUCAAUUUAUAGCUCAAUCACUUACAGUGUAUUUGGAAAGUACUCAGACCCCUUAAUUUUUUCCACAUUUUGUUAUUCUAAAAUGGAUUUAAAUAAAGUAAUCCUCAUCAAUCUUACACACAAAAUUCAGACCCUUUUCUAUGAGACUUGAAAUUGAGCUCAGGUGCAUCCUCUUUCCAUUGAUCAUCCUUUAGAUAUUUCUACAACUUCAUUGGAGCCCACCUGUGGUAAAUUCAAAUCAAAUCGUAUUUGUCACAUACACAUGGUUAGCAGAUGUUAAUGCGAGCGUAACGAAAUGCUUGUGCUUCUAGUUUCAACAAUGCAGUAAUAACCAAUGAGUAAUCUAACCUCUAACAACUCCACAACUACUACCUUAUACACACAAGUGUAAGGGGAUAAAGAAUAUGUACAUAAAGAUACAUAAAUGAGUGAUGGUACAGAGCGGCAUAGGCAAGAUGCAGUAGAUGGUACAGAGUACAGUAUAUACAUAUGAGAUGAGUAAUGUAAGGUAUAUAAACAUAAAGUGGCAUAGUUUAAAGUGGCUAGUGAUACAUGUAUUACAUAAAGAUGCAGUAGAUGAUAUAGAGUACAGUUUAUACAUAUACAUAUGAGACGAGUAAUGUAGGGUAUGUAAACAUUAUAUUAAGUGGCAUUGUUUAAAGUGGCUAGUGAUAAAUUUUUACAUCAAUUUCCAUUAUUAAAGUGGCUGGAGUUGAGUCAGUAUGUUGGCAGCAGCCCAUCAAUGUUAGUGGUGGCUGUUUAACAGUCUGAUGGCCUUGAGAUAGAAGCUGUUUUUCAGUCUCUCGGUCCCUGCUUUGAUGCAGCUGUACUGACCUCGCCUUCUGGAUGAUAGCGGGGUGAACAGGCAGUGGCUCGGGUGGUUGUUGUCCUUGAUGAUCAUUAUAGCCUUCCUGUGACAUCGGGUGGUGUAGGUGUUCUGGAGGGCAGGUAGUUUGCCUCUGGUGAUGCGUUGUGCAGACCUCACUACCCUCUGGAGAGCCUUACGGUUGCGGUGAUACAGCCUGACAGGAUGCUCUCGAUUGUGCAACUGUAGAAGUUUGUGAGCGCUUUCGGUGACAAGCCAAAUUACUUCAGCCUCCUGAGGUUGAAGAGGCGCUGCUGCGCCUUCUUCACAAAGCUCUCUGUGUGGGUGGACCAAUUCAGUUUGUCCGUGAUGUGUACGCUGAGGAACUUAAAACUUACUACCCUCUCCACUACUAUCCCGUCGAUGUAGAUAGGGGGGUGCUCCCUCUGCUGUUUCCUGAAGUUCACAAUCAUCUCCUUUGUUUUGUUGACAUUGAGUGUGAGGUUAUUUUCCUGACACCACACUCCGAGGGCCCUCACUUCCUCCCUGUAGGCCGUCUCGUCGUUGUUGGUAAUCAAGCCUACCACUGUAGUGUCGUCCGCAAACAGUGCAGUAAUAUCUAACAAUUCAUAACAAUAAACACAAUACACACAACCUAAAAGUAAAAGUAUAAUAAUGGAAUGAAUAUGUAAAUAUUAGGAUGAGCAAUGUUGGAGUGGCAUAGACAAAAAUACAGUAGAAUAGAAUACAGUAUAUACAUAUGAGAUGAUGCAAAAAUAUGUAAACAUUAUUAAAGUGACUAGUGUUCCAUUAUUAAAGUGGCCAGUGAUUUCAAGUAUAUGCAUAUAGGACAGCAGCCUCUAAGGUUCAGGGUUACGUAACCGGGUAGAAGCCGCGUAGUGAUAACUAUUUAACAGUCUGAUGGCCUUGAGAUAGAACCCGUUUUUCAGUCUCUCCGUCCCACACACCUGUCUAUAUAAGGUCCCACAUUUGACAGUGCAUUUCAGAGCAAAAACCAAGUCAUGAGGUCAAAGGAGUUGUCUGUAGAGUGCCGAGGCAGGACUGUGUCGAGGCCAGUGGUGACCCGACAUUCAGGGCAGGUGUGGCAGAGAGCUUCUUGAGUAAGGCAGCUCCAAAAUGCAGGUGUUUCAGCCUAACUCAGCACUUUCUGUGGUGGUGGGGCAGCCAGCGGAAAAUACACAGCGUAGGGGUUGGUAAUCUUCUCUGGUUGCGCCAUGGUUGGCUCAGUGUCCUGUCACUCAUGGGGACACUACGUCACUGCCAAAUCUAAGGGUAGAGCUUGAAAAUUCAAGCCCCUUUGGUGCUGCCAUAGAGUUACAUUAGAAGUGACCAUCCAAGAAUGCUCAAGGUCAUUUGCCACAGAUAAAAUGACGUCAAAUCACGUUAUAUCUACAGUAGCUUUGAUUGGACUGAUCAUGUCAACGUCAUACUUUCAAAAUCUUAGCUAGCAGUCAUCAUCAUGAAUCAAGUCAACAAUCUACUGACAAAUACUUUUUAAUUCUUGUAAUAUGAAGAGAAAUUAUGGAUAAAACGUAUAGGUGCUCAUCUGCCAUUGGACAUAAACAUUACACAGGUUGGAAAUCGCAAAUUCAUCAAUAAAUGGUUUGGAAGGAAUGUGCAAAGGAAUGUGCAAAGGAGUGUGCAAAGGAGUGUGCAAAGGAGUGUGCAAAGGAGUGUGCAAAGGAGUGUGCAAAGCUGUCAUCAAAACAAAGGGUGGCUACUUAGAAGACUCUAAAAUCUCAAAUCUAUUUAGAUUUGUUUAAUACUAUUUUUGGUUACUACAUGAUUCCUUCCAUAUGUGUUAUUUCAUCAUUGUGAUGUCUUCACUAUUAUUCUACAAUGUAGAAACGAGUAAAAAUAAAGAAUAACCCUUGAA
Oncorhynchus keta (chum salmon) is the source of this 6257-nucleotide messenger RNA. RefSeq names its product synaptotagmin-4-like. The record is from RefSeq and is a predicted model, not a curated record. Gene Ontology annotation, biological process: regulation of dopamine secretion; regulation of calcium ion-dependent exocytosis; vesicle fusion. Gene Ontology annotation, cellular component: synapse; axon. Lineage: Eukaryota; Metazoa; Chordata; Actinopteri; Salmoniformes; Salmonidae. The transcript has 5 exons. Bases 118 to 1656 code for a protein of 512 amino acids. Gene Ontology annotation, molecular function: calcium-dependent phospholipid binding; clathrin binding; phosphatidylserine binding.